AGAAGGAGAGGAGAGAGGAGGAGAAACCUCCAUAGCAACAAACACACCGGCUGCACGGCAUCUUCACCGCAGGGAGGGGGGGAAGCUAAACCGGGCCGGCAGAGACUCCUCCUCCAGACGGGUCGGGACCAGGACCAGGACCAGGACCAGGACCAGAACCUUGACCUUAGCGAUAGACGAGGACUCACCUUUGGCCAUUUGAUUGGAUUCACCUUUGGCCGUUUCUCACCGCCGGGUUCCCCGGGGAUCCUGUUUCCGGGAUGUUUCGGGGCCGUACUUGGGUUGGACUCUCGCUGGGGUCCCAGCAGAACCGCUGACGGUCCGGCUGGACUAACCGGACCAGAACCUGUAGACACGACCUCUUCCCGGGGAUUUAAUCCACUGAUUAAUCCGUGUCUUUAGGCACCGGAACGUUGGGGUUCCAGCUACUUUUGGGAACUUUUACGGAGUUUAAAAGGUUUUUCUUGUGGUUUUUGGGUGGAAUUCCCAACGUAUCGGUACCGGAGAGGCUGGUACCUGGACCCUGAACCGGUUCUGCUUCUGGAACAUGAGCGUUGACUUGCAGAGACCCGAGAUCUGAACCCCCGGCCCGACCCCGACCCCACCAUGUCUCUGAGCAAGAGCCUGGAGCUGGAGCACUUCGACGAGCGGGACAAGGCCCGGCGCGGCCGCUCGGCCCGGGCCCGGCGGGACGACUCGGCCGGCAGCGGCGGCCCGGGAUCCGGGCCCAGUUCCCGGGGCAGCAGCCUGGUCCCCAGUCCGGCCCACAGCACCAACUGCAGCUACUACCGGACCCGCACGCUGCAGGCCCUCACCUCCGAGAAACGGGCCAAGAAGGUGCGGUUCUUCCGCAACGGCGACCGCUACUUCAAGGGCCUGGUGUACGCCGUGUCCAGCGACCGGUUCCGGUCCUACGACGCGCUGCUCAUGGAGCUCACGCGCUCGCUGGCCGACAACCAGCACCUGCCGCAGGGAGUCCGGACCAUCUACACCACCGACGGAAACCGCAAGAUCACCAGCAUGGACGAGCUGGUGGAAGGCGAGAGCUACGUCUGCGCCUCCAACGAGCCGUACCGGAAGGUGGACUACACCAAGAUCUCCACCCCCAGCUGGAAACCCGGGGCCGGGGCCGGUGGCGCUAGCGCUAGCGCUGGCGGUGGGGCGGCCCGGGCCCCGACGGCGUCGGCCGGCGUUUCCACCGGGGGAAACGCCGAUCGGGGGGUGGAGAGCCGCGAGGCCCGCGAGGGGCGCGAGGGCCGCGACAGCAAGGACUUCAUCAAGCCCAAGCUGGUGACGGUGAUCCGCAGCGGCGUGAAGCCGCGCAAGGCCGUCAGGAUCCUGCUCAACAAGAAGACGGCCCACUCCUUCCAGCAGGUGCUGGCCGACAUCACGGAGGCCAUCAAGCUGGACUCGGGCGCCGUCAAGAGGAUCUACACGCUGGACGGGAAGCAGCUGACGUGUCUGCAGGAUUUCUUCGUGGACGACGACGUCUUCAUGGCCUGCGGGCCGGAGAAGUUCCGCUACGCCCAGGACGACUUCGUCCUCACGCACACGGUCAAGACCACGACCUUCGUCAACGAGUGCAAAGCCAAGGCGUCUCGAGGCCCCGCCCCCCCGAAAACUCCCAAGACCCCCGGCGUCCCCGGCUCCUCCUGCAGGACUCCGGCCAAGGGCCCGUCCAGGACCAAGUCCCCGGGCCCAGCCGAGAGUCAGCCGGCCGGCAGGUCCGGAUCCGGUUCCAGGUCCAGGUCCAGGUCCAGCCAGUCCCCCACCAGCCCCGGGACCCGGCGCCGCCUCAAGGUUUCUCCUGGCCGUCCGUCCUGCCCCGACCUGAACGGAGAGACGGAGCAGGAGGACCACGAUGUUGAAGUGAACGGGAACCGCUCGGUUUCCUCGUCCGUCAUCAACGACAAGUACAAGGUGGGGAAGGUGAUCGGGGACGGGAACUUUGCCGUGGUGAAGGAGUGUGUGGAGAGGUCCUCGGGUCAGGAGUUCGCCCUGAAGAUCAUCGAUAAGGCGCGCUGCUGUGGAAAGGAGCACCUGAUAGAGAACGAGGUGUCGGUCCUGAGGAGGGUUCGUCAUCCCUCCAUCAUCCAGCUGGUGGAGGUGGACGAGACUCCGUCCCAGCUGUUCCUGGUCAUGGAGCUGGUGAAGGGCGGGGACCUGUUUGACGCCAUCACCUCGUCCACCAAGUACAGCGAACGAGACGCCAGCGCGAUGGUUUUCAACCUGGCCGGGGCCGUGCAGUACCUGCACCAGAGGAAGAUCGUGCACCGGGACAUCAAACCGGAGAACCUGCUGGUAUGUGAAUAUCCUGACGGCACCAAGUCCCUGAAACUGGGAGACUUUGGUUUAGCGACGGUGGUGGACGGACCGUUGUUCACCGUGUGUGGGACGCCCACGUACGUGGCCCCGGAGAUCAUCGCUGAGACCGGGUACGGGCUGAAGGUCGACAUCUGGGCGGCCGGAGUCAUCACCUACAUCCUGCUGUGUGGGUUCCCCCCGUUCAGAAGCGAGAACAACGUCCAGGAGGAAUUGUUCGACCAGAUCCUCCGGGGGAAGCUGGAGUUCCCGUCUCCGGACUGGGACGCCGUCAGCCUGCCGGCCAAGAUGCUGAUCAGUCAGAUGCUGCAGGUGAACGUUGACGCCCGUUUCACCGCCGAGGAGGUUCUGUCGCACCCGUGGGUGACGGACGAGGCUCCGGCGGAGUCCAGCGGUGGGGAGGCCCCGGGACCAGAGCAAGAGGCCCCGGGAUCAGGGGCCCCGAAACCAGGGGCCCCGGGACCAGAGCAGGAGGCCCCGGGACCAGAGCAGGUGGCUCCGGGACCAGGGACUCUGGGACCAGAGGCCCUGGGACCAGGGGCCCCGGGACCAGAGCAGGAGGCUCCGGGACCAGGGGGACCAUGGGCCCCGGGACCAGGGGCCCCGGCCCUGGAGUCUCCGGCCCUGGAGACCAAGCAGGUUCCCUCCCCCCUGGUCUAGAACCCCCUCAUUGGCCGGAAACUGGACACUGGAAAGACCAGGAUGGACGAGGAACCAGUUUGGAGGAAAACCUGAUCCAGUUUGGAGGAAAACCUGAUCCUGAUAGGGAGAGGACUGAUAAGAGUCUUCAUUAAUGUCCUGCUGGAAAACCAACCAGCCCCCUCCUCCUUGUUAUUCCGGGAUGUGACCUGUUUCUGAAUUCUGUUCCGGAAUGGCCAUUUUCAUUCAGAAUUAGGUGUUUACAUGGUAGUUUUUACUCAUUUUAAAUCAGAUUUAAUUUCAAUUCUGAAUUAAAGAGGAAUUAAACGUCCCAUGUAAACGCAGUGAUUAAGCUCGUCGUUUUAGUUUUUUCUACGAAUCUUUGCUUUGAUGCACUUUUUAUUUGGGGAAACGGCAGCAGACAUAGCGCCGAUCAACUCCACCGGAAAACGUCUGGAAAUGUCUGAAAAAGUUAAAUAUCCUCAAUGGAAAAGCCGUUUCCGGGUUUAACUUUAGGAAAAUAAGACUCGGCUAUAUCGUUCUCCUGGCGUACGACAUUUCCAGCGACUGCACCUUCUCGGGUCAUAGAGACGGCCCAGAAUCUUCCAAGCUCUUCCUGUUUUUCAAACACAAAGUAAGCAA
Cololabis saira (Pacific saury) is the source of this 3603-nucleotide messenger RNA. RefSeq names its product serine/threonine-protein kinase DCLK2-like. Gene Ontology annotation, biological process: protein phosphorylation; intracellular signal transduction. The coding region runs from base 607 to 2982 and encodes 791 amino acids. The transcript is spliced from 17 exons. Gene Ontology annotation, cellular component: microtubule cytoskeleton. The record is from RefSeq and is a predicted model, not a curated record. NCBI's taxonomy places the organism in Eukaryota, Metazoa, Chordata, Actinopteri, Beloniformes, Belonidae. Gene Ontology annotation, molecular function: protein kinase activity; ATP binding.